CAACAACCACCCGUCAACAACAACCACCCGUCAACAACAACCACCCCGUCAACAACCACCCCGUUAACAACCACCCCGUCAACAACCACGACCAGUACGUCACCGCCCACAGCAGCAGGAGGAGGAGGGGGAGAGAGCCUACUGCCGAAGGAGUGUGGGUCGUCGGCAGUUGAUCCUGUUACUCGUGUUUACCAUGGAGAAAAUGCCACCCUGGGAGCCUACCCGUGGAUGGCAGCGUUGGGCUAUGACACUUACUUCUUCUCUGACGGCGUUCUGGAAUGGACGUGUGGUGGAGCUCUGAUAAACAACCAUUACAUCGUGACGGCGGCCCACUGCGUACAUCCUGACUUCACCUACGCUAAUAAACUGGAAAAGAUUAGACUCGGUGAACACAACUUGAACCAAAACCCAGAUUGUGUGGAUGUAGAGGGAAAGAAGGUGUGUUCAGCUCCAGUAGAGGAGUACACGUCCCAGGAGGUCACCAUCCACCCUAACUUCACCAGGCGGGGAGUGUACGAGACUGUGAGUGAUGACAUUGCUCUCAUCAGACUGGACAGAGAGGUGGUGUUCUCUGAGACUAUACACCCUAUCUGCUUGCCGGCGGUGGAUGAAAAGCCGCCCCAACUCGCGACAGUAGCUGGUUGGGGUAGCACAGAAGACGGUCAAGACGAAAAUAUCCUCCAGCAAGCCUCCUUACCUCACGUCACGCUCGACCAAUGCAACACUCUCUACAACAACACACUCUUGCCGGAACAGGUGUGUUACGGAGGAGGUGGACGUAGGGAUUCUUGUUACGGAGACUCUGGUUGUCCUGUCUUCUACCCUCGAGUGACUCAAGGCACCACUAACGUCCUGACUGGCAUCGUGUCCUUCGGAAAAUCACUGUGUGGCAUUGAGGGAGUGCCAGCUGUGUACACCAGAGUGGCCGCCUAUAGGCAGUGGAUCAUCAGCAAGUUGGCACCGUAGCUUGGCACUAAAGCCUGUGACUGUAGCCUGUCACUGUAGCUUGUCACUGCAGCCUGGUACUGAAGCCUGUCACUGCAGCCUGGUACUGAAGCCUGUCACUGCAGCCUGGUACUGAAGCCUGUCACUGUAGUCAGGCACUGAAGCGUGGCACCAUUAUCUUUCCUAUGUUAUAUAACUUAACAACAGUAAUACAGUGACAACAAUAGCAAAACGGUGACAACAGUAAACAGUGACAACAGUAAUACAGUGACAACAGUAAUACAGUGACAACAGUAAACAGUGACAACAGUAA
Molecule: messenger RNA, 1258 nt
Organism: Homarus americanus (American lobster)
Lineage: Eukaryota; Metazoa; Arthropoda; Malacostraca; Decapoda; Nephropidae
Product: serine protease 7-like
Exons: 6
Biological process (GO): proteolysis
Molecular function (GO): serine-type endopeptidase activity
Source: RefSeq, a predicted model, not a curated record